CUUUUCUUUACUGAGCUGAUAUCACAAAAGCAUCUCUGGUGUUGCUUGUCUCGGUGGAGGAGGAGGAAGGAAUUUCAUCUGGACAGGGCUCUCAGCAUUCAGUAUACAUACCGACAUUCGGCCGUAACCGGCGGAGCGGUGACUGCUGAAUGCCGAAGUUGGACGUACACAACCACGGCGGCCAGACUGACAAGAGCUCUCGUCUUCAGGACAUUCAUUGAAUGAGAGAGAGAGAGAGAGAGCCUCCAUUCUAUCGCACUCCUAUGUCAGGACAUCGGUAGUCUACGGCUUGAAAUACUGGAAGACAUGCUACAACAGCGGACAGCGGAGCAAAGCAAACAGCGAAGUACUUUGGACACAGCAGUUACCGCUCCUGCCCCGAGAGCGCUGGGCUCUCCCAUAAAGGCCUCGGCCAACAAACCCGACCAAUCCAUCACAAUUUUAACUUUUCUUCCAAAUCCUACUCUGUAGGUACCCUCAACAUCUCAACCGCGACAGCUUCUUCUCCAGAAGCCACCAUCACAUCCGAAAUUCCAGCCGAGCCCUCUCUGUUGACAAGCCCCGCUUUAUUUUGCCAGCAGCCAAUCACCCCCCACAGCAACCCUUUCCAAACAAUCGCUCUCCAAAAUGCCCGAACCCCCAGAACCAAACACACCCAAACCGCGACCGGUGAACAACAGCAAAACAUCCCAACUAAUGCGGUCCUUCACCCCCAAAGGCGAGCCGCCCGGGUCGGCCCGGCGUCCCUCCGUCUCCAGCAACGGCGCCCCCAGCUUCCGCGCCACCGUUGCCGGCGGCGCCUCAAGACCGACGCUUUCUUCCCAAUCCAGAAUCGCCGCCUUUCGCAACAGCACAACCUCCCAAAACCUCCUCACGGGCGAACCAACAAACGCCCCCAACCCCCGAGCCAGCACCAUGUCACGGCUCAGCGGACCCUCCCCCGCAACGAGCAGAGAAAGUCGCGAAAGCAGCAAAGAGAACCACGAACCUUGCGAGAGCGACGAACAGCGAAAACUAAUCGAGGACCUCAAAGCCGAGGUCGGCACGCUAAAAUACCAAAUCAGCAACUACGAGCAAGAAAAGGAGCUGGCGCGUCUGCAGAUGGAGAAUGAAAUUCGAGACACCAAGCGACGGGCGGAAGACGACUUCAAGGCGAAGCAAGCCGCCGACGCGGAAAAGGGACGCGCCCAGCGGCAGGUUGAGGUUUUGCAGGCGGAACUUGACGAGCUGAGAGCGGAGCAGGAGAGGCAGAAACGGGAGCUGGAGGCCAAGGCUAGGAGCGCGGUGGAUGAGGCAAGGGUGCUGAGGGAGGAGCUUGAGGAUUUGAGUGCGGAGAAGGAUGAGGCGGCAAGGGUGGCGGAGCGGGAGGUUAAUGACCUCCGGGCUAAGCUUGCGGCGUGUCAGCGGGGGAAGAGUGAGUUGGAGGAGGGGAAUAAGGGGAGGGAGGAGAUGCUGGAGAGGGUGCAGGCUGCGUUGGGGGAGAAGGAUGAGAUUAUUGGGGAGCUGGAGGCGCAGGUGCUGAUGCUCAAGGCGCAGACGGGGGACGCGGAGACUAUUGCUGUCAUCAGGAGGGAGCUGUCGGAUCAGGUGACGCAUAUUAGGGCGCUGGAGGCGAAGAAUAGGGAGCAGAUUACCGAGCUCAGGCACUUGCGCCAGGUGCACAAGGCUGUGGAGGUGGUCGAGGAGGAGAAGAGGUCUUUGCAGCGGAAGGUGGAGGCUGCGGUUGGUGUUGAGCGGGAGCUGGCGGAGGAGAGGACGCAGAGGCAGAGGUUGGAGGAUGAGAGGAUGGCUUGGGCGGCGUAUUUGGAGGGUGAGGGGCAGGCUGAGUUUGACUCGCCUGAGGAGGUGGCCAGGGCUCUUGUUGCUGAGCGGCUCAGCUCGGCGAGUUUGCUGGAGAAGAUAGGGUCUCUCCAGCCUGAGGUUGCUGAUCGGGAUAAUAUUAUUAGGUCUCUUGAGGAGGAGAAGGCCGGGCUGCUGGAGCAGAUUGAGAAACUCAAGGCUCCUGGGGGGUCCAGUGGGGGGAACGAUAAGGCUCGUGCCCGUCUGGACAGGCAGCGUGCCCUUGCCGUCAAGGAGGUUGAGUACCUUAGGGCGCAACUCAGGACGUUUGACAUGGAGGAUAUCACCAUGCAGCCUGAGACAGUGGACGAGCAAAAGGCGCAGAGGAUACAGGAGCUGGAGGAUCUGGUUGAUCGGUACAAGACCGAGGUUGCGACGCUUCACGCCGAUUUGACGUCUCUCGAAUCUGCCGCUGUGUCCCCAGUUCAGCCUGUCAUUGGGAGCAAGCGUCCCCGAUCAGACUCUGACGACGCGGAAUCUGAACAUUUGGGGCACCUGGCCAGGAAAAACAGGAAACUCCAGGCUGAGCUUGCCGACGUUCAGCAAACGCUACAUCUUUUACGAAAAGAACACGCCGUCACGGUUGAACAGCUAGCCAAGGCAAAAGAACGGGCCUCGACCCGAGUUUUGUCUCUUAGGUCUAACCCAACAUCCGACUACGAAGCCAUCAAGACAGCCACCUUGGCCGCGUUGAAAGCCGAAAACGCCGAGCUGGUAGCUCACAUACAACGUCAGCCAACACUGUUUUCCACCAUACCCACAUCGCAACUCGCCGCCGCCCAAAGGGAGGUAGCAGAGGCAAAAGCAGAAACCGCCUCGGCGCACAAGAGUUCACGUCGACUGAAGGAGGUGUGGGCGGCAAAGUCGGCAGAGUUCAAAGAGGCUGUUUUUAGCACGCUGGGGUGGACGGUGAGUUUUAUCCCUGGGGGGAAGAUGAGGGUCGAGAGCGUUUACUACCCCUCAAAAACGGACGAGCACGAGAACAGCAUUGUUUUUGAUGGGGAGAAGGGGACGAUGAAGGUUGGUGGUGGGCCGAGGAGCGAGUUUGCGGUGAGGAUUGGGGAUCUGAUCAAAUUCUGGGUGAGGGAGAGGGGGUGCGUGCCGGGGUUUUUGGCGGCUUUGACGUUGGAGUUUUGGGAGGAGAGGCACGGGGGGCAGGAGGAUCACUCUUCUUAGGGAGGGGAGGAUGGGAUGAAGGGGGAGGAGGGGGGUGAUGAGUGGGAGAGGAGGUGGUAUGGAAGGGAGGUGGCGUAGGAUGGGCUUGUUUGUUUGUUUGUUUGUUUCUGUGGGCGAAAAACGGAGUUUUUACAUGGAUCAAGGGUCAAGGGUUUUAAUGAAAUAUGAACAUUGCAUCGCAAAGGACAUAGAUGAAGAGAUAAUCGAGUAUUACACAUUAAACAGAGGCACC
Messenger RNA from Podospora pseudocomata, 3247 nucleotides. RefSeq names its product coiled-coil domain-containing protein mad1 (gene MAD1). Gene Ontology annotation, cellular component: kinetochore; mitotic spindle; nuclear envelope. The record is from RefSeq and is a predicted model, not a curated record. NCBI's taxonomy places the organism in Eukaryota, Fungi, Ascomycota, Sordariomycetes, Sordariales, Podosporaceae. The transcript is spliced from 2 exons. Bases 628 to 3015 code for a protein of 795 amino acids. Gene Ontology annotation, biological process: attachment of mitotic spindle microtubules to kinetochore; mitotic spindle assembly checkpoint signaling.